Messenger RNA from Hemiscyllium ocellatum (epaulette shark), 3423 nucleotides. RefSeq names its product dihydrouridine synthase 1-like (S. cerevisiae) (gene dus1l). The transcript has 14 exons. Lineage: Eukaryota; Metazoa; Chordata; Chondrichthyes; Orectolobiformes; Hemiscylliidae. Gene Ontology annotation, molecular function: flavin adenine dinucleotide binding; tRNA dihydrouridine synthase activity. Gene Ontology annotation, biological process: tRNA processing. The record is from RefSeq and is a predicted model, not a curated record. Bases 80 to 1495 code for a protein of 471 amino acids.
CGGAACCGUGAAGCUGAGGGACCGGGCGGCGGACGGUGUUCAGCAGCGGAUCCGAAGCCAGGAGCAGGCCAAUGCCAGGAUGCCAAAACUUCAUGGGUUUGAUUUCUGGAAGACCACGCUGAACAGUGCUCGAUAUGUGGUUGCUCCCAUGGUGGAUCAAAGUGAGCUUGCAUGGAGGUUACUCAGUCGUCGACAUGGUGCCCACCUUUGUUACACUCCCAUGCUUCAUGCCCAGGUAUUUGUCCGGGAUGCAAACUACAGGAAGGAGAACUUGUAUAACGAGGUGAAUGCAGAGGAUCGACCAUUAGUUGUUCAGUUCUGUGCAAAUGAUCCAGAAGUGUUUGUCCAAGCCUGUCUGCUAGCUCAGGAUUACUGCAAUGCCAUUGAUUUGAACUUGGGUUGUCCACAGAUGAUUGCAAAACGAGGGCACUAUGGAGCAUUUCUGCAGGAAGAAUGGGACCUACUACACAAAAUGCUUUCUGAGGCACAUAAAAGAAUCUCUGUUCCUAUCACAUGCAAAAUCCGGGUUUUCCCAGAAAUCAGUAAAACUGUGCAAUAUGCAAAGAUGUUGGAGAAAGCAGGUUGCCAGCUAUUAACUGUUCACGGUCGUACCAAAGAACAAAAGGGGCCUCUGACAGGUGUAGCUGACUGGGAACACAUAAAAGCUGUGAGGAAAGAAGUUAACAUCCCUGUGUUUGCCAAUGGCAACAUCCAGUAUUUGAGCGAUGUAGAGCGGUGCAUUCAGGAAACGGAGGUGCAAGGUGUAAUGAGUGCAGAAGGCAAUCUUCAUAAUCCAGCCCUUUUUGAAGGACGCAAGCCACCUGUAUGGGAGAUGGCAGAAGAGUAUUUGGAGAUUGUCAACCAAUAUCCUUGUCCACUUUCAUUUGUUAGAGCUCAUCUCUUCAAACUCUGGCAUCACACGUUGCAGGUGUACCAUGAAUUAAGGGAAGAAUUGGCAAAGGUGAAGACACUGGAAGCCAUCGUACAGGUCAACAAAGAACUGAAACGGAAGUGCUUGGCUGAAAUAUCUAAUUGGAAUGAAGAAGAGGCAAGGGAAAGCGAGUUGCCUCUCCCUCACUGGAUUUGUCAACCAUAUGUCCGACCUGGACCCAAGGAUGUUAAUUCUGUGAAUGGAGAAAAGCAUACACGUAGGAAAUCAUGUGGAAAAAGAGCCCUGGAAGAGGAGGAGGGGAAUCUUGAAUUCCUCUCAAAGAAUAAACAGAAAAAGAAAGCCCGAAACCCAAACAAAAGUUUUGAUACCUCAGUGAAACCUAAAUAUGUGAAAUGUGAACAGUGUGGAAACCCAAAGGGGACUAAAUGCAUCUUCAACUUGUGCCGUGGGUGCUGCAAGAAAAAAGCUUUCAAAGAGCUGGCUGAUUGCACAGGUCAUGGAUUACUCUUCAAAACUAAACAUGAAAAGAGAUUGAAAUGGAAAUUAUUGGAAGAAGGAAUACUGGAGAAUGGAGACAAAAUUCAUGAGCAUUUGGAUCAAUGAAGAAAUCAUUCUCAACAAAUGAUUGGGUGAUGUUUCAAAUGCACACCCAAUUAUAUUCACACGCAUGCACACACACUUAUACAUGAACACAGACACACUCAAAUAUAGGUAUUUAUCCACAGGGCUCAAGGUGACAUUUCUUUGGUUAAGUGUUAGUUAUUUUUUGAAUUCCACUCAGAAGUAUUCCAAUCAAUUGGCAAUAUUUUACUAGUUAUGAUUACAGCCCAGUAUUUUCAUAUAAGAAUUGGCUUAUUUUGGCACCUUGGUGGCCCACGCUGAUUUUAAUGUAUGACUUAUAUUGUAGUGCUGACAUUUAUCCAUGGUAGCAUAAUCACAAACAAAAAUAUGCUUUCCAUGACAACAUUAAAUGUCCUCUUUCUCUGAAUACAGAAGGUACACCAUUCGAUCAGUAUUUAGUAAGGAGUAUACGAGAAUGAUAAAGGGGAAAAGGUAAUUACAAAUGCAGAUAGCACAAAUCUGGUAAAAGUUAAAAAUUGCACGACACCUGGUUAUAGUCCCGGUUGUGUGGUUUUUGACUUUGUCCACCCCAAACCAGUCCAACACCGGCACCUCCACAUCCUGGUAAAAGUUGUAAAUUUCUCCCAGGUCCUACUGCCUCAUAGAUUUCAUUUGAUUAUCUUGAAUGUUUUACAGCGAGGAAGGGAUUUUAAUACAUGUAUUUUAUAAACAAUGUUCGCCACAAAAAAAAUUGUAAAACAAAGUAGACCCAAAAGCAUUUUUUUAAAAAGUAGUCAAUUCUAAUAUUCUCUUAUUUUUGCCUUUGGAGCUUCAGUCCUGCAAAGAGUUGUCAGUGCUUACACUGUGAGACACCCACACUGCUUUUAGAAAUUGUAUUAAUCUCUAUUUUGCUGAGUACAUACGAUUGUGUGUACCAAAUUUACUGACCUGAGAAAAAGCUACUUAGGAACCUUAUCAAAAUUACGGUACUGAAUGGAAGUAUGAAUGUUUGAAUCCAAUGGUUGUUUUUCCUCACCUUUGCACAUGGAAAGUGAAAUACUGAGACAGGUUCAUGAAUUGCCUUGGUCACAAUAAUGGAAAGAUUAUUUGUCAACAAUCUGCUAAAUUUUACUGGUGAACUUUAAAGGAUCAAAUUUGAAAUUUGUGGUUGCUUCAAUAUGCAACAAAGAAAUGCAAAUGUCUUUUAAAACUAAGUAUGCAGCAUUAAAUUAUUCUGAAUUCAUUUACCGUUACAGCAAUUAGAGUAAUCUGUAAAGCAUAUGCAAUCAUUUCAAAUAAAAUAAACUUUAAUGUAUUUAAUAGAUGACAGCUGAGUGAAUUAAUGACUCCCCGUAAUAAUAUGUAUGGUUGAGGGAAAUUAACAUAGUUUACCCUUUAAGAAUGUCUCCUUGCUAUAUUCUGAUUUUUGUUUUAAUUAAAUUAUAUUUGAUUCACAAGUGAAUAACAUUGCUAGUCAUGGCAUCAAAUUGGGUCAAUACUUCCCUGUGCUGGAACUAACUUCUGUUUAACUGCAAUUUAGUGCAUGCUGAUUAGCUCAUUUUUAUCCAGUUGCCUGUUAAGUAUUAAGUGCAGCAUCAGUGUUAGGGAACAGUAAAGCAAUCAUGUAGUUUCAUUGCAUUGGUAAUACAGGUACUCCUAUUACUAGCCAUAACACUCAAUGGUCUGCAGUGGUUUGUUCUUUACUAUUAAAUAAUAACUAGCAGUGUAGAAAUGCAUAAUGUUCUCGAUAGAAGCAAUAUGCUCACAAAUUCUUGGAGGAUGAAAUUGGCCAAUGAUAGUCAUGCAAAACCCACUAAUAGUGAAUUAGAAAAUAAAAUUGAGUAACCAUUUUGCUUCCACCUAUUUUGCAUUUUCACUAUUGAUCACUUGCCACUGAAUUCCCAAACCCUCACCCAAAAAAACCCAGAAAUUUCCCACUCCCCACUAAAUUAUUCAUUGUGUCCUGGCCC